Messenger RNA from Sphaeramia orbicularis (orbiculate cardinalfish), 3273 nucleotides. It is a transcript of the gene copb1, whose product is annotated as COPI coat complex subunit beta 1. The record is from RefSeq and is a predicted model, not a curated record. Gene Ontology annotation, cellular component: COPI vesicle coat; cytoplasm. The transcript has 22 exons. Gene Ontology annotation, biological process: intra-Golgi vesicle-mediated transport; endoplasmic reticulum to Golgi vesicle-mediated transport; intracellular protein transport. NCBI's taxonomy places the organism in Eukaryota, Metazoa, Chordata, Actinopteri, Kurtiformes, Apogonidae. Gene Ontology annotation, molecular function: structural molecule activity. Bases 197 to 3058 code for a protein of 953 amino acids.
CACGUCACUAGGAAGUGAAGGAGCCGAGCGGACAGACAGCUCGUCAAAGGGAGCUUCUAAGGAUUUCACAGAUGUAAAGUCUAAAAUUGGAUAUCGAAGACCGCUUCAGACCAUAAUAGUCGUGCACGUAGGUUUUUUUCUCCAAUCAGCAUCACUCAUUGGCAUUCUUCAAGACGGACACAAGCCCAGCAGCAAAAUGACAGCUGCAGAAAACGUUUGUUACACUCUGAUCAAUGUCCCCUCUGACUCAGAGCCCCCCUCUGAAGUCAGCCUUAAAGCUGACUUAGAAAAAGGGGAAAUCAAAGCAAAGACUGAAGCCUUGAAAAAGGUGAUCAUCAUGAUUCUGAAUGGUGAGAAGCUGCCAGGACUCUUAAUGACCAUAAUCCGCUUCGUCCUGCCACUUCAAGACCACACAAUCAAAAAGCUGCUACUUGUUUUCUGGGAGAUUGUCCCCAAAACAACUCCAGAUGGCAAGCUACUUCAGGAGAUGAUUCUGGUCUGUGAUGCCUACAGAAAGGACCUGCAGCACCCCAACGAGUUCAUCCGUGGAUCCACUCUGCGUUUCCUGUGCAAGCUGAAGGAGUCUGAGUUGUUGGAGCCUCUGAUGCCAGCGAUCCGUGCCUGCCUGGAACACCGACACAGCUACGUACGCCGUAAUGCAGUUCUGGCCAUUUACACCAUCUACAGGAACUUUGAACAUCUCAUCCCAGAUGCUCCAGAACUGAUCCAUGAUUUUCUUGUCAAUGAGAAAGAUGCCAGCUGUAAAAGAAAUGCAUUCAUGAUGCUUAUUCAUGCUGACCAGGAUCGAGCCUUGGAUUACCUCAGCACAUGUAUUGACCAAGUUCAUACUUUUGGUGACAUUCUCCAGCUUGUCAUUGUGGAGCUCAUUUACAAAGUUUGUCAUGCCAACCCAUCAGAGCGUGCCAGGUUUAUCCGGUGCAUCUACAACCUGUUGCAGUCCUCCAGCCCAGCUGUUAAGUACGAGGCUGCUGGUACUCUUGUAACCCUCUCCAGUGCUCCCACAGCCAUCAAGGCUGCUGCCCAGUGCUACAUUGAUUUGAUCAUCAAGGAGAGUGACAACAAUGUGAAGCUGAUUGUUCUUGAUCGUCUGAUUGAACUGAAGGAGCAUCCCACUCAUGAGCGUGUUCUUCAGGAUCUUGUGAUGGAUAUCCUGCGUGUUCUCAGCACUCCAGACCUGGAAGUGAGAAAGAAGACCCUACAGUUAGCACUGGAUCUUGUAUCAUCACGCAAUGUAGAAGAGUUGGUGAUUGUUUUGAAGAAAGAAGUGAUUAAGACCAAUAAUGUAACAGAACAUGAAGACACCGAUAAGUACCGGCAGCUCUUGGUGCGCACUCUCCAUUCUUGCAGCGUGCGCUUCCCUGACAUGGCGGCUAAUGUUAUUCCUGUGCUUAUGGAAUUCCUAAGUGACACUAAUGAGGCAGCUGCCGCUGAUGUGCUGGAGUUUGUGCGGGAGGCCAUUCAGAGAUUUGACAACUUGAGACCCCUCAUCAUUGAGAAGAUGCUGGAAGUUUUUCAUGCGAUCAAAACUGUGAAGAUCUACAGAGGAGCACUGUGGAUCUUAGGAGAAUACUGCAGCACCAAAGAAGACAUCCAGAGUGUGAUGACAGAAAUCCGCAGAUCCUUGGGAGAGAUCCCAAUUGUAGAGAACGAGAUCAAGAAGGAAACCGGAGAGGUGAAAGCGGAGGAUGAAGUGAGUGCAGCUCCAGCCCAGAAGUUGGUGACAGAGAUGGGCACGUAUGUGACACAGAGCGCCCUCAGCUCCUCCAGGCCUUCGAAGAAAGAAGAGGAUCGGCCUCCACUCAGAGGCUUCCUAAUGGAUGGAGAUUUCUAUGUAGCAGCUUCCUUGGCCACCACACUGACCAAGCUGGCCUUGCGCUAUGUGGCUAUUGUUCAAGACAAAAAGAAGCAAAAUUCCUUUGUUGCAGAGGCCAUGCUGAUCAUGGUCACUGUUCUGCACCUGGGCAAGUCCUCUCUGCCUAAAAAGCCAAUUACAGACGAUGAUGUGGACCGCAUCUCACUGUGCCUGAAGGUCCUGUCAGAGUGCUCACCGCUGAUGAAUGACAUUUUCAACAAGGAGUGUCGCAAAUCCCUGUCACAUAUGCUCACUGUCAGACUGGAGGAAGAGAAGCUGUCACAAAAGAAAGAGUCUGAGAAACGUAACGUGACAGUGCAGGCGGACGACCCCAUCUCCUUCAUGCAGCUAACAGCCAAAAACGAGAUGACUUCUAAGGAGGACCAGUUCCAGCUCAGUCUGCUGGCUGCUAUGGGUAACACUCAGAGGAAGGAGGCUGCUGAUCCACUGGCAUCGAAACUCAACAAGGUGACGCAGCUAACAGGUUUCUCAGACCCAGUGUACGCAGAAGCCUAUGUUCAUGUCAACCAGUAUGACAUUGUGUUGGAUGUACUGGUGGUGAACCAAACCAGUGACACUCUCCAAAACUGCACCCUUGAGCUGGCAACUUUAGGCGACCUCAAGUUGGUUGAGAAACCUUCUCCUCUAACUCUGGCCCCUCAUGAUUUUGCUAACAUCAAGGCUAACGUCAAGGUGGCGUCUACAGAGAACGGCAUCAUUUUUGGAAACAUUGUCUACGAUGUGUCAGGAGCUGCAAGUGACAGGAACUGCGUUGUCCUCAGUGACAUUCACAUUGACAUCAUGGACUACAUCCAACCUGCCUCCUGUACAGACGCAGAGUUCAGGCAGAUGUGGGCAGAGUUUGAGUGGGAAAACAAGGUGACUGUGAACACCAAUAUCACUGAUCUGAACGAGUAUCUCCAGCAUAUCCUCAAGUCCACCAACAUGAAAUGCCUGACUCCUGAGAAGGCACUCUCUGGCUUCUGCGGCUUCAUGGCUGCCAACCUUUAUGCUCGUUCUAUCUUUGGGGAAGAUGCCCUGGCUAAUGUCAGCAUUGAGAAGCCCAUCCACCUGGGGCCCGAUGCACCUGUCAACGGACACAUACGCAUUAGAGCUAAAAGUCAGGGGAUGGCCUUGAGUCUCGGCGACAAGAUCAACCUCUCCCAAAAAAAGACAAAUGUCUGAAAUGACUCUGACCCCCUUGACUUGGUAAAAGUCACCUGCUGUUCUCUCCAUCUUCUAUCUUGCAGCCUUUUCAUCACAGCAAAUUAAGAACUCUGUUUGGUCUGUUGCUUCUGUACUUUUUUUUUUUUUUACUUCACUCAUGUCUGAAAACUACAUCGUGUAAUGACAUCCCUGUCCUGUUUGAUUUUCAAUAAACAUAUGUAUAAAAGAAUGAG